Scylla paramamosain (green mud crab) is the source of this 1286-nucleotide messenger RNA. RefSeq lists its product as uncharacterized. NCBI's taxonomy places the organism in Eukaryota, Metazoa, Arthropoda, Malacostraca, Decapoda, Portunidae. The record is from RefSeq and is a predicted model, not a curated record. The transcript has 3 exons. The coding region runs from base 371 to 802 and encodes 143 amino acids.
GCGCUGCACAGUGCACACGCUAUACGUUGGCCGAGUCAGUACCCCUCCUCACCCCGCGCUGACAGGACCAGUGUUCAUUCAUCUCCCGGAUAACAUAGAAGUGAAAGCGUGUGCACUGACUCAUUGCGUUGUAACAGUGAUUUGAAAUUUUGUGUGUUCUCGCGUUGCAGUUCAAGUUCAAACACUGUAAUGAUUAACACGAUCUGGCACGUCUGCGCUGUGCCCCUUGACCUGCCGGGGACGAGGCGCGAGACAGGUCAAAUGUGUCCUUACUGCCGCCGCGACAUGAUGGCCACACUGCAGGCUGGCAAUACUGAUCUGGCUCUUCCUGACGUGGUCACCAGCAACACACCGUCGCCCACGCCUCUACAUGACGUCUACUUCUUCCCGACCGAGGAACUCUGCCCCGCCCAUGCACACAUACGCGCCCCCACACACACCCAUGCCCCGCCGCAAGACUCGGGCGCCUCCACACACACACCAUGCCCCGACGCAAGACUCGCACGCCCCUGCCACACCUACUGCCCCGAGCUGUCCUCUCGACCUACCACUAUUGCAGUGGAUCGCGCACCCCCCAAGGAAGGAGCAGGAUCGAGGAGCGCCAGGUGAGGCCGAGGGGGCGUGUGUGGAGUGGGCACAGGUGGGCAAGGAGCUGAAGCAAGUGGCCGACACAUUCCAGUCCGAACACAGAGCGACCGCAGAGGAGCAGCAGGAGUCUUUCUUCGUUAACACUCUAGCGACGGGUCUCUGCCUUUCCCUCCUGUGUCUCAUUUCCUGGAAGGUCCUCACGCAGACACAAUGAACAACCAAACCAAGAGCAAGUCAACACGGGUGAUGCAAUAAGGGACGCCUCCCGCCCGUCCCGCCUACUCACAGUCGAACACGUAGCAAGAUCUGGCGUUGCAAGAACGUGGCAUGAUUCCUGCGAAAAAAAGCGCAUUUCUUUCGUCCUUCAUGUCCGAGGAAAUAUUUUGUGCAUUAGUAUGUGGUGUGGAGAAGGUGUGUGUGUGUCUGUGUGUGUGUGUGUGUGUGUGUGUGUGUUUUAUACAAGUGCAAGGAUAUACUCAUCUCUUCCUUUGGUCUUUCAUUAGUGCUGUAAGUAAUGUGGAUUAUUAUUUCGUUAUCAUUAUCAUUAUUAUUACAUUUAUCAUUACCAUUAUCAUUAUUACCAUUGUCAGUAAUACUCUGGUGCAAUGAAUAACCAUAUCAGGCAUUCCUUUUAUUUAUCGCACAUCCUUGAUACUUAAUGUGAUAACAGAUGCCAAUAAAAAAGAAAAAAACUUUAA